Sphenostylis stenocarpa is the source of this 162-nucleotide messenger RNA. NCBI's taxonomy places the organism in Eukaryota, Viridiplantae, Streptophyta, Magnoliopsida, Fabales, Fabaceae. The record is from the annotation of a GenBank genome assembly.
AUGAACUUGACAUUGUGUUGGGAAGUGCAAAUUUUGCAUCCAUUUGGGAAAAUACAUGAAAGCUAUUCCUCAGAGCAUCAACCUGGAUUAGGAGAUUCAGAUUGCAGAUCCGAAACCAUACACACUAAAAGAGGGGGAAAGCAGGAUGGCGAGUUUGUGUAA